Cynoglossus semilaevis (tongue sole) is the source of this 658-nucleotide messenger RNA. It is a transcript of the gene rpl17, whose product is annotated as ribosomal protein L17. Lineage: Eukaryota; Metazoa; Chordata; Actinopteri; Pleuronectiformes; Cynoglossidae. Bases 73 to 627 code for a protein of 184 amino acids. Gene Ontology annotation, cellular component: cytosolic large ribosomal subunit; ribosome. Gene Ontology annotation, biological process: cytoplasmic translation. The record is from RefSeq and is a predicted model, not a curated record. Gene Ontology annotation, molecular function: structural constituent of ribosome. The transcript is spliced from 7 exons.
CAUUCAGCAGAAGAAAAGAGCGCAGGCCGAAAUACUUCCUCUUCCUUCCGCGGCCUCAGAGACUUUCUCAAAAUGGUCCGCUACUCUCUCGACCCCGAGAACCCGACUAAGUCCUGUAAGGCGCGGGGCUCCAACCUCCGGGUUCACUUUAAGAACACCCGUGAGACAGCCCAGGCCAUCAAGGGAAUGCACAUCCGCAAAGCCAACAAGUACCUGAGGGACGUUGUGGUCAAACACCAGUGUGUUCCGUUCCGUCGCUACAACGGCGGCGUCGGUCGCUGUGCACAGGCCAAACAGUUCGGCUGGACUCAGGGUCGCUGGCCUAAGAAGAGCGCCGAGUUCCUGCUGCACAUGCUCAAGAACGCCGAGAGCAACGCUGAGCUGAAGGGUCUGGACGUUGACUCUCUGGUCAUCGAGCACAUCCAGGUCAACAAGGCGCCAAAGAUGAGGCGACGCACGUACCGCGCCCACGGUCGCAUCAACCCUUACAUGAGCUCCCCGUGCCACAUCGAGAUGAUCCUGACGGAGAAGGAGCAGAUCGUCCCCAAACCAGAGGAGGAGGUCGCCCAGAAGAAAAAGGUUUCACAGAAGAAGCUGAAGAAGCAGAAGCUGCUGGCACGAGAGUAAAUAAAACCAAUAAAAUGAAACGUCACGAUCA